UAUGAACUCUACAACUUACCUUACCAUGAAAUCAUGAAUAUAUUUCGUACAUAACUAGAGGGAACAUAGAACAUUGGAUUUGGAAUUGAUGCAAAACAUGCAAUGAUGCAAUGCGCAAACUCACACUGGUAUUCCACUUCCUACAGGCCUCCAGGAGUAACCCCUAAUCUUAAAACACCAAAUUACCAAACCAGAAUACAAGGAAUAAAAUCCUGUCAUAAAUUUAACAAUGGCAGAAAUUCCUUACUCACUGAGUCAACUCGUUUACUACCCACUGACAAAUCCAUCACCAGCACUUCAAACCCAUUUGUGAAGCACUGCGUUAAGCUUCGCCAAAGCUCGUCUUAUCGUCACUCUCAUGGUUCUGCUCUCGUCGUUGGCACUACCCUUAUCAGGGAAAUUCAUGAGUUUUAUAACUUGAAACAAGUGCAACAAAUGCCAAUAGAAUGUCUAUUCUUGCUUGAUAAAGCUGAGAUUCCUGAAGGAAUAAGUGAUAUUCCAGGGGAUAGAGUGUAUGUGAGCUCUUUGGUGAUGAAAAAGCUUUCUGGGGUUCAAUCAACUGAAUCAAUUGAAGUUAUAGCUCUCAUGAAGAUGCCUAAUUGUUUUAUGACUUUGAAUGAUAAUCAUCUCGAGAUGGAUUGUAUACGUUGGUUUCGUUGUUCCGGCACUCAUCGAAUUCUAGUCCUUGAAGGGAUCCAGGACCCAGGAAAUCUCGGCACAUUGCUUAGAUCAGCCCUGGCUUUCAAAUGGAAUGGUGUUUUCCUGCUUCCUGGAUGCUGUGAUCCUUUCAAUGAGAAGGCACUCAGGGCAAGCAGAGGUGCACCAUUUCAGCUUCCUCUCGUUUCUGGAAAUUGGGCACACGUUGAAGCCUUUUGCAAUGAAGUUAAAGUGAAGAUACUUGCUGGUCAUCCUGAUAGUAGCAACGGACUCAAACCUGUUCAUAAGUUGUCCCCGAAACUUGCACAAUCUCUUGAUGAUACACCAUUAUGUUUGGUUUUAGGCAGCGAGGGUAGCGGCCUUACAGAGAAAGCGAGACAGUUCUGUGAACUGGUAAGCAUACCGAUGGCUAAUAAUUCUGAGUCUCUUAAUGUUGCAGUGGCAGGUGGAAUAUUUAUGUUUAUGCUGCAAUCUGAGUUAGAGAACACCCAGACUUGAUUUCAGAUGCAACUUUCUAGGAUUUGGUGCCUUCUUUUCAAGUAAAAAAAAGUUAACUAAUUGUGUAGGAUUAGUAUCUCCUCAUGCUGAUCAUGUAGGAAUAAACUCUAUCCAGAUCUCUUCAUGCUAAACAGCGCGCUUAUGCACAAUAUUAAGGAAAUUUAUUUCAUGGUAAUUUAGUUUC
Spinacia oleracea (spinach) is the source of this 1339-nucleotide messenger RNA. RefSeq lists its product as uncharacterized. Bases 103 to 1155 code for a protein of 350 amino acids. Gene Ontology annotation, molecular function: RNA methyltransferase activity; RNA binding. Lineage: Eukaryota; Viridiplantae; Streptophyta; Magnoliopsida; Caryophyllales; Amaranthaceae. Gene Ontology annotation, biological process: RNA processing. The transcript is spliced from 4 exons. The record is from RefSeq and is a predicted model, not a curated record.